GUCUGAAUGAAAGAACCUCUCUCUCUCUCUCUCUUUCUCUCUCUCUGCUGCUGUCUGUCUGUAUGCAUGGCUUAUAUCCGCUGCAGCAAGUGAGCACAUGUCCAGAGCAAACAUAGUGGGACUUUCCAAGUGACUCCGAGCCGGAGGUAAAUAUUUUGCAGAAGCUGCAGCGGAAGGUGUAACUUCAAUUUUCAAAUGGUUUUAGAAUUUCAUCGUAUAAGAAGCUGGAUUACUUCUUAUAAAUGUUACAGCUGUCUGUUUUUCCUGGAUGCUUUUUUUUUUUUGCAUCUCGAAAACUCUUUAAAGAUUUGAAAACCUGAUUUUCCUUGGAGAAAAUUAUCCUGUGAUCCACGACACCUUUGGACUCGGGUUCUUUCAACAGACUGCACAUCUCCUCACCCUCAGAAGGAUUCACUGGACCAGGAUCGGUUUCACCUUAUUUACACAGAGGCAGCUUGAUGUGUGGGAGGAUCUUUUAAGCAGCGCAAUCCCAAGUUGCUUUGUUGGUCUGUGGCCAAGUUGAAGGCAGGUGUGAUGCUGGGUCAGAGUGUUUGAUGCACACACAUUCACACACACACACACACACACACACGCACAUGGCUGCCAUUAACUACAGAGACCAGGACAUCAGAUGAGGACACUCGACACAGGAAUAGAACAGGGAUUUUAACUUUGAGUUACAAACCCGUGCUUGACAGAUGCCAGUGGAGAUGUAGAAUGCUUUUCUUCCUUCUACUAACACAUCAUACUGAAGUAUCACACACAAGCUUCCUUGGUUAACAACAUUACUGGAUCGAGAGCCACACUAGCCUGAACUUGAAGACAGCAUCUCUACACUAUGACCCCGUGGACCUGUAAUCCGGCGCCCCAGUGCCUCCAGUCGCACGUCCGCUUUCCCCACCUACUUCUGUCUGCGCUGCUGUUGCUCCUCCAGCCCUGGUGGGGGAGCUGUCACCCCCAGUGUUUGGACUACAAGCCUCCGUUCGAGCCCCGGCUGCCAUUGGUCCUCUGCAAGGAGUACUCCAAGUUCGGAUGCUGUGAUGUGGAGAGGGAUGGGGAGAUAUCAGUGAAGUUUUACAGCAUUAUGGAAAACUUUGACCAGUCGGGCUUCGUCACCUGUGGCAAGUACAUACGCAGCAUCCUCUGCCAGGAGUGUUCUCCAUACGCAGCCCACCUGUUUGAUGCUGAAGAUGCCAACACGCCUAUGCGGAUGUUGCCUGGUUUAUGUGGCGAUUACUGCUCCGACUACUGGCACCAGUGUCGCUUCACACUCAGUCUCCUCUUGGAGGACCUGGGGAGCCCUUACCAGUUUGCCAACUUGACGGCAACGUUAGAAGAGGAUCGCAGAAAGUUCUGCAACUAUCUGGAGCUGAAGGACAAACAGUACUGUUAUCCAAAUGUGCUGACGAAUGCAGAGCUAAACGCUCAACUUGGCUUGGUACGUGAAGAUCCGAAAGGUUGCCUGGAGCUGUGUUUACAGGAAGUCGCCAACGGGCUGCGUAAUCCCGUGGCCAUGGUUCACGCAUAUGAUGGGACUCAUCGCUUCUUCGUGGCGGAGCAGCUGGGUUAUGUGUGGGUGUAUUUGGCCAACGGCUCCCGGAUCGACCGACCUUUCCUGAACCUCACGCGGGCAGUCCUCACGUCCCCUUGGGCCGGAGACGAGCGAGGAUUCCUCUGCAUCGCCCUGCACCCCAGGUUCACAACCGUCAAAAAAGCCUACGUGUAUUAUUCCGUGUCGGUGAAGAAGGAGGAGAGGAUACGUGUUAGUGAGUUCACACUGUCAACUCAUGAUGAAAACCAACUGGACCACUCCUCCGAGAGAACCAUCCUUGAGGUGGUAGAGCCAGCAUCCAAUCAUAAUGGAGGACAGCUUCUGUUUGACCAUGACGGAUAUCUGUACAUCUUCAUCGGAGAUGGUGGCCGAGCAGGAGACCCCUUUGGAAAGUUUGGCAAUGCACAAAACAAGUCAACACUUCUUGGGAAGGUGCUGCGUGUUGAUGUGGAGGAUAACGAUGAUGGUGCUCCGUACAGCAUUCCGUCAGACAACCCGUUCCUGAGGGAGAUGGAAGCACGACCUGAGAUUUAUGCCUAUGGAGUGCGCAACAUGUGGCGUUGUUCCAUUGACCGCGGUGACCCCUUCACAGGGCGAGGCAGAGGCAGGAUGUUUUGCGGUGACGUGGGCCAGAACAAAUACGAGGAGGUGGAUCUCAUUGUAAAAGGAGGCAACUACGGAUGGAGGGCCAAAGAGGGCUUCAGCUGCUACGAUCGCAAACUCUGCCAGAACUCAUCUCUGGAUGACAUCUUGCCGAUCUUUGCCUACCCCCACAAGUUGGGAAAAUCAGUGACAGGAGGAUACAUCUACAGAGGCUGCCAGAUGCCCAACCUCAACGGACUCUACUUCUUUGGGGAUUUCAUGAGCGGGCGUCUGAUGUCUUUGAAGGAGAACGUCACCACCGGUGAAUGGCACUACAAUGAGAUCUGUAUGGGAACAGACCAGACCUGCAGAUUCCCAAAACUCAUCAACAGUUAUUAUAAAUACAUCAUCUCUUUUGCCGAGGAUGAGGCAGGUGAGCUGUAUUUCCUAGCCACAGGGGCAGCGAGUGCCACAGCCAGAGCAGGCGUCAUCUAUAGGAUAGUGGACCCUUCCAGACGAGCCACACCAGGAAAAUGCAGCAUCAAGCCUUCACAUGUCAACAUUAAGGGCAAACUGAUUCACUUCCACCCCAAAGAAGAGUUCGUAAUCAACAAGAAACCAACCACGACACCUUUUCCCACGACGACCACACGAAAACCUACAACAACAACCAAAAAGUCACCAAGAAAACCCAUAAUAAUCAUAAAACCACCAAUGCCAACAAGAAAAACAAUAAGAAAAAUGCAGCCACCGCCAACAACAGCGUCACCAAGAAAAAUUACACCGCAGACUACGAGAAAACCAACAACAACGAGAAGGGCAACAUUACCAACAACACCAAAUAUAAAAGCAACAACAAUAAAAACAACCUCAGCCACGACAAUAAAAUCAACAACCUCACCCACAACUGUCCAGAUGGCUAUGGAACCAAGUCCCACCACCACCACACCCACUGGUUAUCGCACAACCGUCAUGACUGCAGUCUCCUCUAGGAUUGCUCAAACCCCAAUCAUCACCACACGUCCAACAAGGAGACAUGAGAGACCCCUUCAGUAUCCCCCUAGUACCACAUCCCAACCUUUAACCUCACCAAAGCUUCCUCCUUCUCCAUCCUUGAAACAAUCUGAGAUGGCUCUGACCUCUACACGUUACCCUGAGCACCCCAGAGCGUGGACCACACCUAGUCCAACGUUCUGGAGCCAGAAAGCCACCUUGUCUUCCUACAUGCCCCAGAGACAACCAGUCAACGGCACGCUGCCUAAAGCUCCAGAGGAGGAGCGUUGGCUCGGAGAAAAGCAGGACAGUGCUGUGGAGGGGAACCAAGUGUAUAAGAGGCCCAGAGGAAGAGGUAGAGGUCAAAUUUUCAAAAGAGGAAGAGGAGGGAGAAGGCUGAGGGCUGGCUCAUUGCGACUGGUGAGCACUGACGGUUUAUUGGAUCGAGGCAGAGUGGAGAUCUUUAUCCGAGGAGAGUGGGGGACAGUGUGCGAUGACCUUUUCACCACCAAGUCGGGCACUGUGGUGUGUCGCCAGCUCGGCUUCACGACGGCGCUGGCAGUGAUGAAGAGGGCUGCGCUGGGGGAGGCUGACAGCAGCGUCAGGAUCUUUCUGGAUGACGUGGAGUGUGAAGGCGGGGAGAGUUCGCUGCUGGAGUGCAAGAGAUCCAGGGUUGGGAAACACAACUGUUCACAUGGGGAAGAUGUGGGUGUGAUCUGCGGUUAG
Molecule: messenger RNA, 3853 nt
Organism: Platichthys flesus (European flounder)
Lineage: Eukaryota; Metazoa; Chordata; Actinopteri; Pleuronectiformes; Pleuronectidae
Product: HHIP-like protein 1
Exons: 14
Coding region: 839-3853 (1004 amino acids)
Cellular component (GO): membrane
Source: RefSeq, a predicted model, not a curated record